AUGAGUAAUUGUGUUUUAUGCCAAGAGCAAGCUAAGAAAAUUUGCUACUGCUCUGGGGUUGCUUUAUGUGAAAACCACUUCCAAGCUCAUCUAGAGGUCCUAACUGAAAUUGAUCAUUACUCUGAAGAAAUCUCUCAAGCCAAUCAAGAUAUGGAAAGGAUUAAGCAAUUAAAAUUAGAAAUCACGAACUUUGUUAUCCUCGAAAUGCAAAGAUUGGAUAAAAUAACAGAUGACUGCUUCAAAGAUUUAGCAAAAACCUGUGACUCUUUAAUUAAAACUCUAAAUGAAGUAAAAAUUAAGAUACAAGCCGAGACACAGCAGGCUAAUGCAUCAUUACGUGAAUUAGUUGAAAAUAUUGACACACUGAAUUUAUAUUUAUUGAUAUAUUUGAGCGAAUAUGCAUUAAAUGGAGAUGGUGAGUCAGCCCUUUUUCUAAAUACCUGUAGCUAGAGGCUGGACGGGCAGCGGGGACCUUGUGGAAGGAAAUUGGUGCUCGUUGAAUUAUAUCUGGCUAGGUUUUUACUUGGCGCAGUUGAGCGCAACGUCAGGAUAGGCCGACCGCAGCUCAUUCUGGUACCAGGUUUUUUUGCCUCAGGGGAAAUGGGAUUCAAGGCUGGAAAGGGGAAGCUCAGCAAAGCCAUUGCAUUUGACCAUCGGGCAACUCCCUAGCAUGAAACUGUGCGUUACCUCUAAGGCUUUGGAUUUCCAUUUAAGCCGACAGUCUUACCAGAAAAUUUGGUGGCACAACUCACCCAACUGCGGGUGCAUACUCUCGUCCGUAGGAGUAACACAUUUGAAGGUCGUGAUACGAUUGCUGGUGAGCAAUUGGGUGAAACGAUAGUGUUAAAGGCAGCCCUUCGGGAAUUGCAGCGAGCUUCUCAAAUAAGUAAUGUUAAUGAUAUAUUUGAGGGAAUAUUUCAUAUAUAAAUUUAAUUUUAGAAAUUCAAGGAAAAAAGAAUAGAACAAUUAUAUCAAAAAAUGCAAAGCCAAAACAGCGAAUUUUUUUCAAUUGAAUGGAAUAGCCCAUGGCCGGGAAUCCAAGAAAUUAUUAAUAAAAGCCAACACUUUUCAAUUGACUGAUAUAGGCCAGACUUGAAUUAUUACUUAUACAAUGGAAGAAAAAACAAAAUAAAAUCCUAUGAUAUAAGAAGCAAGAAAAUCAGUGUAUCUAAUAUAAAUAAUUUUGAAUGUAAGGUCGCUCCACACAUUUUGCCAAUAGAAGAUGGCCUUUUUGUUACUGGAGGAGCCAAUAUUUUAGGCCUGACAACAGAUGAAGCUUGAUUCAUUAACCUAAAAGCAGGAAACGCUGAACAAAAAGCCAAAAUGAGGUAUAUAUCAUUAAAAAUUGAUUGGCUUAUUAUAAGAAAACUUAUUCACCUAUAUUUCAAUUAAUUUCAGCGUUAUCUAAUUAAUUUAAAUAGGGCAUAAAAGAUAUUAUCAUUCAGCAGUUUAUUUUAAUAAAUCAAUUUUUGUUAUAGGGGGCAUAAAUGAGCGAAGAGAAUCAGAAGCGCCAUUUGAAAUAGAAAAGUAUGACUUAAAAACAAAUAUCUGGGAAAAUAUUGGCCCUUUGCAGUUCCAAAGAAGGUCUCCUGGCGCUUGCAUCUAUAAAAAUUUCAUAUUUGUAGCUGGAUGCGACAACUCAAAAACCAUCGAAAAAAUCCAUCUAGAUACCUAUUACAAUGAAUCAGUCAGCAUAAGAGAAAAAAUCGGUGAAGGCUGCACUUUAGUGCCGACCCCAAGUGGCAUAGUCGUAUUUUCGCUUUCAAAAAUCUUUUUAAUUGACGAAAAUUGCCAAACUUUGCAAGAAGUGCGCAUUUCAGAGCAAACUAGUUGAUGGUGCCAAUGUCCUCCUGUAAGAUAUGGAGAAUUCAUAUAUUUAGUCCGCUUUGGAAAUUACCAUUUGAUUAAAUUCAACCUUUCUAAGUUUAGCAUUGAAGCAGCAGACGAAGAAAUUCCUUUUGAUAGCGUUAAAUAA
Molecule: messenger RNA, 1975 nt
Organism: Blepharisma stoltei
Lineage: Eukaryota; Ciliophora; Heterotrichea; Heterotrichida; Blepharismidae
Source: the annotation of a GenBank genome assembly